GCAGCAGGACGUCGUAGAUCAAUGAACCGGACCGGAGGGCUGCUCCAUCUCCUGCAUCUGUCCGUAUAGAUGUGUCACUUCACCUGUGCAGGAUCUAUUUCUUAUCAACCAUCCUCUCCGGUAUGAUCUGAACCCAGCGGCUCAUUCAUAGUUUCUCCUCUCGCCGCUCGGAUUCCGUCUCCUCUCUCUUUCUCUCUCGCUUUUUUUUGGGGCGAUUUUUUUAUUUGUGGCGGAGGGGGGGAGAAAAAAUAUCAUCUGUAACCUCCAGGAUGAUCUUUGCAAACACGGGCCACCCGCUGAAGACAGCCCCUCGCAAGCCGUCGUACCCCAUGACUCCGUCCAGUCCCGGCAGCAGCAGCAACAGCAGCAGCACAGGCCUGGAGCAGCUCAGCAAAACCAACCUGUACAUCCGCGGACUGCCUCCCGCCACUACAGACCUGGACCUGGUCAAACUCUGUCACCAGUAUGGAAAGAUUCAGUCAGCAAAGGCAAUCCUGGACAAGACGACCAACAAAUGUAAAGGUUACGGCUUUGUGGACUUUGACAGCCCAGGAGCUGCUUUGAAGGCUGUGCAUGCUCUGAAAACCAGUGGCAUACAGGCCCAGAUGGCCAAGCAACAGGAGCAGGACCCAACAAAUCUGUACAUUUCCAACUUGCCCCUCUCUGUGGACGAGAAGGAGUUGGAGAACAUGCUGCAGCCGUUUGGCCAGGUCGUCUCCACGCGGAUCCUACGAGACUACAGCGGCAACAGCCGAGGCGUGGGCUUCGCCCGGAUGGACACAACGGAGCAGUGUAACGCAGUCAUCUCCCACUUUAAUGGAAAAUUUAUCAAGAUAGCGUCAGGACUCAUGGCUCCACCUCAGCCGUUGCUGUGUAAGUUUGCAGACAGUCAAAGGAAGAAACACGCUCACAGCGGAUUCGCUCCCAACGGACAGACGGGGGAUUUCAGACUAGGUGCAAUGACUCUCACCUAUGACCCCUCCUCAGCAGCGAUACAGAAUGGGUACUAUCCUUCUCCGUAUCCAGUGACCAACAGGAUAAUGACUGUGCAGCCUGCGAUGUCCCCCUACAUGUCUCCGGUCUCUGCUUACCAGGUACAGAGUCAUUCUUGGGUGGCGGCUCAUCAACCAUACAUCAUGCAACACCCGGGUUCUGUGAUGUCUCCCUCUGUGGAUCCCUCCAUGUCACUGCACCCCUCAGCCAUGAUUACUCAGCAGAUGGGACAGCUGUCGUUGGGAAACACUGGAGCGUACAUUGCUGCCAACCCUGGUGUCCAGGGAGCUUACAUGCCUCAGUAUCCUGCCCUGCAAGCACCACCUGAAAAUGGCACGCCACAGCAAGUGGACUCUUCCAACAACUCAUCUCCUUACAGUCAACUCAGCAAGUAAUCACAGAGUGUUUUCCUCCACUCUGUGAGCCAGACGGCAGGUGAGAAGUUGCUGACGACAUCACAGUGAAAGCAGUCACCGCCUUCUCUGAUUGGACCAGACACGUGAACUUUUUUUGCACAGCCCCAACGUUUGUGGUGGAAAUGAGGACAGUGUAAAUGGACUCAAGCAGUCGGCUGAUCACAGAAAAAAAAAAAAAAACUAAGAAGAAGAAGAAGAAGAAGAAGAAAAAAAAUACGAGAUUUAUUUUGAUAAGAAACAACAUGCUCUUCUUUUUCUCUUUUUUUCAUGGAUCCUCGAAACCAAUACCAGAGGAUCCCCGGCCUCUCCCGUCCUUAGCCACCCCAACCUCCGCCGCCCCCCCUUCCACCUCCCCACACCCCCACACCCCAGUAUGAUGGGAUAUUAAAAUGCAUGAGAUUGAGAUACCCCCCUCCCCCCCAAACACCCCUUCCCCAUUCAAGGUUUCUAUGAUUUCAUAGGUCCUUUCUUUGUGAUAUAUGGAAAAACCUUGCAAAACCUUGUUUGCACUGAAGUUUCAUGUUUCCGAAUAGCUUCUUUUCUUUUUCUUUUUUUUGGGGUUUUCAAAGUGGCCACAGAAAAGCUCACAGAAUCAAUUUAUGCUCAACUGUACUUGACAGCUGACACAGGUGACCAUUUCAUUAGGGAAUUAAUGAAUUUAUUAUCGGAAACGGUGCCUUCCUUCCUCACGUCACAUCAAACAUCCUCCAACGUUUUUCGUUUCCAUCAAACUUGAUCAGGUGUCAUAUUUCUAGUAUUUCUAUCUGAUUGAUUAAAUGUGUGUGUGAAAUCACAGAGAUUUCUAUUGUUCGAGUGUUUCGCUAUCGAGUUAUGUGGUAGCAAUAAAGACAAUGAGAACCCCAUGGCAAUACUAAGAAAACAGAACGGUGGUAAACUCAGAGCAAGGUAAUUCCUUAAUCUCACUUUUCCUUCCUUUUUUUGUUUUUAUUUCAAACUUUAGGAUGACAUGAAACAGGAGCUGUACUUUUAUGAAAUUACGAGUUUUACACCCAAUGGGCAUCUUUUAGGAGUUUUGUUUUUUCUCUUGUGGUCAGCUUGACCAAGUGAUCUACCUCAUGGUUCUGCCAGAGCCGGCUGGUGUUGUGGGGUUUGCAGGUAAAGCCCCUUUUUCAUCAGCGUGGACGAAGCAGAACAAAAAGCCACGCUCAGGAGCUGGCUGAAUCGGACUUGUACCGUGUUUUUUUGUCUCCCACGCGCAGCAUUUCUCUCAGAAACUUUGUGCUUCGCCUCGUCUGUGUUCGUCACCACAUCUGUCCCGGUUGUUUCUUGUUUUUGCACGACGUGAUGAGUGUUGUUCGGUUGUGAUGCUCCAUUUUAGAGAUUCAGAAGUAAGACUGCUUCUCCCCAAGAGUAGUUGGUUUACUGUGUGUUUGAAACAAAUGAAUGCAGGCUCCAUGCAUUCAUUUGCUGCAUUUCUUCUUGCCUUUGCCAUUUUAGAGAGAUCUUAGACGACUCACCACUUUCCCAUCACCUUUUGUGUUCGCCCUUAAAAAAAACAAAUCACUAAACCUGGGUUACAACUGUAAAUCUCUCCAGAUUAACCACAUUUUGGUGAAUUGGUAAUAAUAUGCCAAAUAAUCUGGAAGAAUUAAAAAAAAGUAACUUGAAUCUUGCCUGCUGCAAAAUAAAGUGCAACAAUCACGCAUGAAAAUCAGCAGUACUUAAUUUUAAUUUGAUGGAAGUUGAAAAUCACAUGGCUGAUGACAUGUGUUUGAAAGGUUGAAUAAAUUAUUUACGUUAAGGGCCAAGAGUGGGAAAAAGAGAGGUUUUUUUUCCUUGCUUUUUUUUAUUUUCUUGAAAUUUAUGAUUUCCGAUGUAAGAAACUGACUGAGGAACAAGAUGUAUGGUCACAGCUGUAUGGUCACGGUGCUUCUCCUCAAUCGGUUGUACUGUAGCUGUAAAUGCUCACAGUAGGAAAAUACAAGCAGUAACAGGCUCUUUUUAUUUUACUGAGUGUACUUUCUUAUUCUGAACACUUGUUGCUGGAACAAAAAAAACAACAAAAAAAGGAAAAAUAUAAAUAAAAAAAAAAUGUUCAUGUUAUCCUCAUUGCUUCCCCGGUCACCUUCAGCUGAUUCUCAAACAAUCCUCUCCUCGCUCUCCUUUUGAAAAGACUGGAAUAAAAUCAGUGCUUAAUAAAAGGCUCUUCUCUUUCUCA
This is a messenger RNA of Platichthys flesus (European flounder), 3588 nucleotides long. RefSeq names its product RNA binding motif, single stranded interacting protein 1a (gene rbms1a). Gene Ontology annotation, molecular function: mRNA binding. Lineage: Eukaryota; Metazoa; Chordata; Actinopteri; Pleuronectiformes; Pleuronectidae. Gene Ontology annotation, cellular component: ribonucleoprotein complex; cytosol. The coding region runs from base 270 to 1388 and encodes 372 amino acids. The transcript has 14 exons. The record is from RefSeq and is a predicted model, not a curated record.